This is a messenger RNA of Mangifera indica (mango), 1446 nucleotides long. Its product is annotated as pentatricopeptide repeat-containing protein At3g13160, mitochondrial-like. The coding region runs from base 92 to 1225 and encodes 377 amino acids. The record is from RefSeq and is a predicted model, not a curated record. Gene Ontology annotation, cellular component: chloroplast. Lineage: Eukaryota; Viridiplantae; Streptophyta; Magnoliopsida; Sapindales; Anacardiaceae. The transcript has a single exon. Gene Ontology annotation, molecular function: protein binding.
ACCAAAAAUCAUUUCCAAACCCUAAAACCCUCGUCCUCCCAGCCUUCGCUAGCACACACUCUCUCUGCUUGAGUCCCCACUCAACCAAACGAUGCAUUUUCUUUCCCGUCUCGUUCACCGGUUCUCCACCGUUGCCACCUCCACUUCCAAUGUCGGCUCCAUCAGCACGGACCUGUACAAAGAAAAAGAUCUCAAAAGACUGGUGGAUAAGUUUAAAAGAUAUUCCGACCUUGAACGUUUCCGCACCAAAACGGGCAUUUACAAGGAAACGGUUCGCCGCCUGGCCAAUGCUAAACGCUUUAGAUGGAUAGAAGAGAUACUAGAACACCAAAAACAGUACAAAGACGUGUCUAAGGAAGGUUUUUCCGUCCGCCUUGUGGCUCUGUAUGGACAAGCUGGUAUGUUUGAUAAUGCUCACAGGGUGUUCAAGGAAAUGCGUGAACGAAAUUGCAAGCAAACGAUUUUGUCGUUUAAUGCUCUCUUGGGGGCAUGUGUUAACUCCAGGAAAUUUGAUAUGGUUGAUGGGUUGUUUUCAGAUUUGCCAAAGAAGUUGGGGAUAGAGCCUGAUCAAGUAUCUUAUAACACGGUUGUUAAGGCGUAUUGUGAGAUGGGUUCGUUGGAUUCAGCAAUUAUGUUGCUUGAUGACAUGGAGAAGAAGGGUGUGGAGCCAGAUAGGAUCACGUUUAACACUCUUUUACAUGCUUUUUACAUGAAUGGACGGUUUGGAGCCGCUGAGAUGAUAUGGGAAAGAAUGGCAAAUAGGAAUAUUACACCUGAUAUUAGGAGUUAUAAUGCCAAGUUGUAUGGAUUGGCAAUGGAGAAGAGAACAAAAGAAGCUGUUGAGUUAGUUGAAGAGAUGAGGUAUAAGACAAUUAAGCCAGAUGUCUUUAGCUUUAAUGCUUUGAUAAAGGGGUUUGUUAAUGAGGGGAAGUUGGAGGAAGCUAAGUGGUGGUAUGAUGAAAUUGAGAAGAGUGAUUGUGCUAUAAACAAAGGAACUUUUACAAUACUCGUUCCCUUAGUUUGUGAGAAAGGUGAUUUGGAUUUUGCUUUUGAACUCUGCAAGAAGAUUUUUGGUAGGCGGUGCCUUGUUGAUGAGGAAUUGUUGCAGCUUGUUCUGGAUUCAUUGGUUAAGGAGUCCAAGAUUGAGGAGGCAAAAGAGUUGGUGGAGCUUUCAAAGACGAAUGAUUACUGUCGUUACAAUCUGAAAUUUUCUUCAAAUGAGUAAUACAGUGUCUUUCAAGCUUUCCUUCUUUUGUUUGUUUUCUUAUGGAUUAGAUCCUUGUGAAGUUUUAUCUCCCUUAGUAUCACUGUCAAAUUUGUAGGAGUAUGGCAAUGAUUUUUUUUCUCCAUGUUUUCCAUAAUCAAGCUGAUGCGAAACUGUUUUGAUGUUUGAGUUAUUUAUGCUUUAUACUUGAAUAUCAAUUAUGUUAUGCAGUUUUGAUGGUA